CGGAACUUAGUUUAAGCCUUCCUUCAGACAUUGAUUUUUGUGGUUUCGUUGUUCGGUUACUACUGUUGAUGAUGUGAAUUGGGAAGUUGCUUUCCUGCUCUUCGCAUUCGUUUCUGUUUCUGUUGAGUAUAUGUAGAUCAUUGGGUGUUGUGUUGUAGUUGGUGGUCUGGUAUAUUGACUAAAAAAAAUUAAGUUGAUGGUGGCAUGUGUGGGCAGGUCUAUGAUGAGUUUAUAGAGAUUGUGGUUGGUGGACAGCAAAAGACAUGAUUAAACAUUCCUUUUGAUUGCUGACGGCGCGAGUUUCAACAGUUUAUUUAUUCCACAUAUCGAAUGCAAGCGAAAGCAAACAAUGAAAUUCAUAUUUUACUGAAACUCUUUGUGUUCGUGGUGCUAGCAGGCUUUGAAAAAUUUGUUAUUGUUACUAAAAAGAAUUUAACUUGUUUUUUAUUGUCACCACUUCAGUUGCAUAAGUGAUUCAAUCUGAAGCUGAUCGCUCGAGGCAUGGAAAAUUCAACGGCCGACUCCUUCCGAGAAAGCGAUUUCGUGUUCGCUCAGGCUCCAGGCUAUGUGCCCUGGCCAGGAAUUCUGACAAGAAAAGACCUUCGCGCAGGAAUGGUGGAGUUUAUGUGUACAAAUAACAGGAGGAGCAUUCCCUAUCAUAAAAUCUGGAUGUACGACGAUCGCAGCAAGGAACAAUUUAUCACAAGCCAGAAUAUGGAGUACGAGGAAUUUCGCGAAGCGAUUUGCAUUGCUGAGAAGCUUCGGUCUGGCAACGUGGAUGUUAACUCUGGCGCCGGCUGGCAGCUGGCCUCACCAAAAGAGGUGCGAAUGGAGCGCGAGUCCUUGGGCAUAGAGGUGAAAUUUAUCCACGAGAUUAAUAUACUGCGCCACAGCUUGACGCUUAGAAAACAGGAUAAUAAUAAAUAA
Molecule: messenger RNA, 927 nt
Organism: Drosophila gunungcola (fruit fly)
Lineage: Eukaryota; Metazoa; Arthropoda; Insecta; Diptera; Drosophilidae
Exons: 3
Coding region: 502-927 (141 amino acids)
Source: RefSeq, a predicted model, not a curated record